Molecule: messenger RNA, 6821 nt
Organism: Exaiptasia diaphana
Lineage: Eukaryota; Metazoa; Cnidaria; Anthozoa; Actiniaria; Aiptasiidae
Product: alsin
Exons: 30
Coding region: 121-5457 (1778 amino acids)
Source: RefSeq, a predicted model, not a curated record
CUUCACCAGAAAGAUGGAAAUGCGUUCUAGAUAAUCCUUCUAAAAAAAAACCUCUUACAUGAAUCUAAAUCGUGCAAAUUAUUAUCCUGAUCCUCGAAUAGGAUCACCAAGUGUUUAUCCAUGAGUUCAUCUAGUGAAUCAAACGAUGAAAAAGGAACAGCUUAUUUCUGGAAGUCAACCAGCAUUGAGCCGCAGAUUUCGCCGUUGAGUCUCCGUCAUGGUAUCGCUAAAGUAGCACUAGGAAGCGACCAUACAAUUCUGCUAACAUAUGACUCACAAGUAUUUACCACUGGCGACAACACAUACGGGCAAUUAGGAUUUGGAGAUCAAACGCGAAGAGUACAGAUUACAAGGCUUGGGUAUUUUGAGGGGAAAGAUGUUGUAGACAUUGCUUGUGGAGCGAAACACAGUGCUGCAGUUUGUAGCAAUGGACAGCUGUAUUGUUGGGGAGAUUCUAGUAGUGGACAGUGUGGAAUUGGUGAAGCAAAGUCAGCUUUUUCUCCUGUUUUAAUUAAGUUUGACCCUGAUUUACGACCAACUACGAGACCAAGGUCUAGACCAGUGGAUUCUGAGGAUGAAAAAAUCAGCCACACAUCUUCAUCGCUGGAAAGACCAUUAUCCCCACAUAUGAGUAUAAAAGUGCAUGUAGUUCAAAUAUCAUGUGGUGAUUCACACACAGUUGCGCUGGCUGCUAAUGGUGAAGUAUGGUCUUGGGGAGCUGGUUGUCAAACUGGGCACGGCACACAGAAUGAAUGCUUAAGAACACCUCACAUAGUUGAAGGUCUAAUUGGCAAAAAUGUUAUAUCAAUAGAAUGUGGUGCAUAUCACAGUAUGGCUCUUAUAAAGGAUCCUUCAACAAUUCCAAAAAUAGUUCCACAAAGAGUUAACAAAGAAUCAAAGGGAUCUAAAAAGAAGCCAAGUAGAAAAAUAAGAAGAUUUAGUCGUUCAAAAGAAUCUACCAAAGGAAAGAAAGCACCAUCUUUAUUGCAAAGCAGUGAAGUUCUGCCAAAUACUGAAAUAAGAAGGAGCUCUUCAACUAAAACAUAUUUAAGUUAUGAAGCAGAAGUCUUAUCUCAAACAAACCUCAUUGAAGCCAAGGAGCAACCUAAAACAAACCAAGCAGAACUAUUAAAAAUGAUCAAUGAAAAUCACAGAACAUAUAAUGUAAAAACUGAUAACUCAUCUCAUUCAGAAGAGGACAAGUCUGUAGAUAAAAGCAAUGAAUGCUGUGAUGAAUCUCAAAUUCCUUCAGUAAACAACACACCAGUUACUGGUGAUAUUUCAAGAUUAGGAAAUGACUUGACUACUUCAAUGGAUCCUCCUGUAAUAGAAAGCAAGUUACAAAUUGAAGCAAGUAUUACAGAAAAAGAAUCAUCUAGUAGUACAAUUAAUGAUAAUCAUGGCACUGGAAGCAUUCCAAUAAACCGCUUAAGCGUUAAUGAUAACCACUACAACAUUCCUGCACACCCUCAAAAAACACAGCUUGAAAGUGUAAUUUCUAGUUCACCUGAAUACUCUUGCUCUCCUCCUCAAAGUGGAUUUUCACACUCACACUUUGAUAACUCUGGUCAAGAUACUUUUGUGACAACAGAUGUCUCAGGUAGUCUUUGCAAGACAUCCUCCUUGUUUGAGAGUGUUGAACCAACUUCUCUGUCAAGUCUUGGAAGUAUUUCAGACUCAGAUGAAGUCACAUCUCCGACCACUGAAGAACAGCCAAGCUCUUUGAGUACAUAUCUGGGUAUUGGGAAUCUCUUAACCAGCAGACUUCGCCAGGAAAUGGACAUUGCUAAGAUAACUUCAGCAGUGUAUGACUCAGUGACAGGCAUGUUUAUGUCGCCGUCCAGUCUUCCUGUACAGGCUGAUAAAUCUGCUGUGCAUGGUGCACACUGCUCUGAGUGUGGAGUGUUAGGUUUUUGUGUUUGUAAUGGCAAGACAUCAGCACAGGAGACAUUUCUUCAUGAGGGCUAUGACACACAAGUGUGGACUUGGGGAAGUGGAGGCUGUGGUCAACUUGGACAUGGCGAUACUGAAGAUAGGUCACAACCAUGUUGUGUUGAGGAUCUAAGUGGGACGGGAAUUAUCAAAAUCUCUGCUGGAACAUUUCACUCUUUGGGCUUAACUGUUUUCUGUCAGGUAUUUUCUUGGGGAGAUAAUUCCUGUGGUCAACUUGGUCACAGAAAAAAGUCCCUUUCUGUUAGACCACGAAAAGUUAGGUGCUUUUCUGAUGUAUUGAUAUGGGACAUUGCCUGUGGCAGCCAUUACUCUAUAUUUAUUGGUGAUAUGGCUUUGAACAGACCAGAUGUUUAUGUUUGUGGACGACAGCCAAGUGACAUGCCUGUCAUUGCUGCUGCACUCAAGCAACUUCAUGAAUCUCAAUCUUCAAAAGAYGACAGCACUAUUCRAGCAAGCAUCAAAGCAAAACGUCCUUUAACCCAUUCACGUUCAUUUGACGACACCAAGGAAAGGUCACUUGGUGUUCGAGUAGAACUUGUCAGGCUUAUCAUGUUCAGGAAAGUGGGAAGUGUGCGCACUGUCUAUGCCCAAAAUGAACAUUGCUGCUGUUUAGCUGCCAGUGAUUCUACUGGGCUCUUAGAUGAACUAAGUGAGCUUUCCAGCCAAGAACGCUUCUUUUAUUAUCAGUUAGCUUUGAUUUGGCAAUCAGUAUUAGUUCCAGUCAUACAGUCAGAUUUGUGGACAAUAAUGUUCUCACAGGAUAGUGGGUCUGUUCUAUUGCCUGUCAUUCAAGGAUAUCUCAGUCUGAUGAAAUGUGUGUCCAACAGUGUUGUAUCUGUGACAGAAAUCAUACAAAAAUCCAAAACAUUGGACCAGUUGUUUGAUACUUGUUUGUCUGAUGAAUAUAUAAUGGCAUUUGAAAGGUAUUCUGAAUUAGUCAGCAAUGCUGUGGCAUUUGGUGUUUUCAUGCUAUUCACAAGUUUGUCACAAGACGUGGGUCAUCAGUGUAAAGCAGUAUUGCGGGAUCUCCUGGAAGAUGCUGACAAGGAGUUCAUCAGUUACUUUGAAGCAUUUCAAUGUGUGGCAAGAGUACCAAUGGUGCGAAUACAGCAUUAUGGGGAUGUUACUAAGAAACUACUGACUGUUUUACCAAAGGACGAUCCUAUGCACAUUAAGCUACAAAGAGUAUGCGAUUUGUGGGAAACACUUUCCAUUCAAGAUGAAAAAAGAUAUUUGUUAGCUGAACAAACCAGACUAUUUUGGGAAGACUGUCCAUCUAAGAUCGCUGAAACAUUCAAAGUUCCAAAUCGAAGACUUCUUCGAAGUAGCAAAACGCACCCUCUAUACCCCUCCAAGUCAGGGCGGUUCUCAAGUCCCACUUAUGUCCUAUUUGAUGACUACUUUGUCAACAUCCAGUCCAGUAAAAACUACCAAGCAUUACCUCUGAACACUUUGUGGGCUGAAAGAGUUGAUGAAACAGAGGGUCUUGUUCAUGCCAUCAAGAUAACCUCACCAGAAGAGACUUUGCUAGUAUGUGCUUCAUGUGAUUCUGACAGGACUGAUUGGCUAUGGACCAUCAACAAUGCUAUUGCCCGAGUCAUCUCCAAGACCACUGCUUACAGGCUUGGUAAAGAUGCUGUGAACUCACUGACUGGUAAUCUGUCAGCGGCAAUGGCUCGUGAGGCAGCAUAUACCUUCACACAGGAUUCUCGCUACAAGAACGCUACAUAUACUGGAAUGUGGCUAACAGGAAAACCGCACGGACGUGGAGAGAUGACAUGGAGCGAUGGUAGAUACUACAGUGGAGAAUUUCAAAAUGGCUUACAUGACGGAGAAGGUGUUAUGGUGUUUCCAAGUAACCCUGACAACCCUGCUGAGAGAUACGAAGGUCAGUGGCUGGGUGGAAAGAUGACAGGUCAUGGAAAAAUGAGGUACACUAACGGUGAUACCUAUGUUGGCAAUUGGCUGGACAACAUGAGACACGGUCAUGGUACCAUGAAGUGCGGUGCUUUGUCAUCAUCAGCAGCUAGUGUUUAUAUUGGUGAAUGGAUGGCAAAUAAACGGCACGGCUAUGGCAGCUUAGACAAUGUCCUUAAAGGCGAGAAGUACAUGGGCAUGUGGGAGAAUGACUGUCGUCAUGGCAAUGGUGUGGUUGUAACUUUAGAAGGUCUUUACAUUCAAGGGAUCUUUUUACAAAACAAAAUGAUGGGGCCUGCUCAACUAGUUUGUGAUGACAACACAAUAUUUGAUGGGGAGUUUUCAAGUCAAUUCUUGUUGGCAGGAAAGGGAACAUUAACUCUCCCUAGUGGUGAUUUUAUUGAUGGUACCUUCAAUGGACAGUGGGGUGAUGGUAUCAAGAUUAGUGGGACAUUUUACAAAAAGGAAUCUGACAGCAACUCAAAAUCCAAAUGUUCUGCUCCUGACGUCAAACCAGUGAUGUCACCGGACAGGAAGUGGAUGGCAUUAUUCAAACAAUGCCGUGAAGCACUUGGUUGCCAUGGUGAUCAAGAUGCAGAAGUGUCCACUGUUUGGAAGUGUGUUUCCAUGGCAUUGUUGAGCGGUCAUAAUGGUAAGAUACCUAGAACUGAACAAGACGUGAUGCAGGAGCUACUGAAUGUUAAUAAUGAGAUGGAAAGAACGGGAAACCAUUCUCUGCACGACUACAAGGCUAUACAAAAUUAUUUAGCAAAGGCAUUUGAGAUGAGUUAUCAUCCUCUGGGCCAACUAGUGUCUGGAUUGGUUGAUGUCUAUAGGGCUACCUAUGUUGGUAUGGGUACACACCGACGCUUGCUACCACACGCUGUAGCUGAAGCAAAGUCUAUAAUUCAUAGACUGUAUAACAUUGUAAGACUGCUUUUCGCAGACCUUCCCAAUGAAGAAUAUGUCCAUUUAGAUAAAGACACUUUAUCUGGCAUCUCUAAUCACCACACAGAAAUCUCUACAUCAAGCAGUGCAUUGCUACACCCUAUUGUACUACCUCUACUAUACCCACCAUUAUUCACUCUCUACGCUCUGCACAACGAACGAGUUGAUAGCCUGUACUGGGAACGACUAAUGCACUUAAACUGGAGGUCUGAUUUGGCACUGAUGAAAUUUGUUGGAGUUAAAAGGCAAUUUUGGUUGAGUGAUGAAGGAGAAUUGGAAAACUUCAGUGGAGAGAGUGAACACCAAGAGGCUCAUCAUUACGUGUCAGCCAUUGAAGCCUUGCAGCAAAUCAGCACUAAAUUGAGCCCUAUGGAAAAGUUAGCAGUGUUGAAGACAACGUUUGAAAAGAUUAACGAGGAAGUCCAUAACUACUGGAAGGGCGAAGAAAAGCUCAUCUCCCUUGAUGACUUGUUUCCAGUCUUUCAGUUUGUGACUAUCAGGGCUCGUAUUCCUCACAUGGGCUCUGAAAUUCAUUUUAUUGAUGACAUGGUGGACAGUCAUGUACAUGUAGGAGAACAAGGUCACAUGUUUACCACACUCAAGGCAAGCUUUUUCCAGAUCCAGAAUGAAAAAGGCUGACAAUUUUUCAUCGAAUUACAUCAAAAGUUUAUUUUUAUGUCUGCAAACUCUAUCGUUUUCGCGAUAUUUUUUUUUUCUUUUUGGAUAAAUCUAAAUAUGUACAUGUAAGAACAGAAACAAAAAACCUUAAUAUGUAAAGGACCAGAAAUACAAGAGUACAAGAACUAUAUUGGAAUCGAUGUUUCUCGUUUUACAUUUUGCCUAUGCACUAGCAACUUGUCAUGAAAACAAGAGGUUGCGAGCACUGUAUCUAACUAGAACAGCAACAAUAUUGCGCCACAAGUUAAUGUUUUUUGUACCUCGUAUUUCUCGGCCUUAAAAACAGAAACACAUAAGGGGACUAAAAUGUGUACUAUCCGCCGUCCACGUGUUCCAUGCUCCGUAACUAGAUUUGUCUAAGAACGAAUUUUUGUGUAAAAGUUGCUUACGAAAUUGAAGAAUUUCUCCUCAACCUCUGUCAAAAUGAGCAAUAAGUUGAUUUCCUGCACUUUCUAGCUAUAUUCAGUUGGGUUUUGGGUACAAAAUAUGGUAUCAAAGUCGUGUUGAUCAGGUUACGGAGCAUGUGCAGUGGCAUGAGACCGACACAAUCCUCUUCUGAGUUUCUUGUCAUCGUCAUACCACAUCAUCGGGAACUCAAGGGUAAUCUUCUGUCGUUCGUUCCGGAGUGAGAAACGAACGACAUAAGAUUACCCCUGGGUUCCUGAGGAUGCGUCAUACCACACUUCAUUUCUCAAGAGAAUAGUCAAAAUUAUUAUCGCAAAUUAGCUACGUUACAUGCAUAUUUCGCAUUUUAUUUAUUUUAGCCCUUUUUUUAACGUUCUUGGCAAAUAGCUGUAUAGACAAUUUGUGAAAAAGUGUGCAGUACUUUCUAUAUUUCCCGCUGUAUAAAAAAUUUUUAAAGAUUUUUAUCUUGUGUAAAUUAUUAUGUACAGCUUUGUGUGAAUAUUCGUAACUAUUAAUGACGAUAUCCUUGAAGAUAUUUAUUACAUCUUGUAGGGCUGGGGCCGGUUGUAAGAAGGGCGGAUAUUUUAUAAAACUUAUCCACUCCUUAGAUUUUGUAUGUGAUUUAACUGCUGGAUUAGGAUUUAUCCGGUGGAUAGCGCUAUUAUGGUAGAGAUUCAAUCUUCAUACAACCGGCCCUAUAGUGUUGCAGACGUUCUCUAGAGUCCACGGUUUUUAUUGUCAACGUAAUCCCGUAAAAAGGCAGCAUUUAUCAUGUUUAUUGGAUAUAUAUUUGUGCAUGUGCAUCGUCACGCAGUAUUUGAUGAAUACUUAUCACUGACCCUGUACUAGUAAGAACAAAUUGUUAUGGACAUGAAAUAUUGAAUUAGCAUAAAACAUGAGGUCCCUCGUGAUAAUUUCAA